ACAACGCACGAUUCACAUCCUCCUCCUCUUGACCCCAAAACUUCCCACUUCAACACUUCAGUUCUAAAAAGUUCACUCUUACUCAAAUACCCAGAAAUUUUCAUUGAUGUUUUGUUCAAAAAAUGGAAUAUUCAAAUCAUUUGCAAUCUUCCCAUGAUUCAAAUUAGAAAUUAAUUUCUAGGUUUUUGCUGAUGAUUUGACUUUUUUUGAAGAAAGGAUGGUUCAGAGUAAGAUUAGGGUCAAAGAAAACGACGAAAAUAGUGUUGGAGCGUCCAAGAGGAGAAGCAUUGCGGAAUUUGAUCACUGGGCUUUUCUGGAAGAAAUUGAGGCACCUAUGUGGGCUGAUCUUACAUUGGAGACAAAGCUGAUAUCAGAAGACAAUGAUGAAGCAUGGUUCCACGCAAGCCACCCGUUCCAUCAUCAUUCUGCACGCCAUAUGAGAUCUGCAUUUGCACAUCCAGAUGUGGGAAAUGACCUCUUCAAUUUAGGUUCUCCAAAAUAUCCGUCUUCUGUUUCAAAAUCAAGAGGCAAAGACUACAAAAAUAGAGACUGGAAAAUCAACUGUCGUCAGAUUUCAUUUAAUAAAGACCACCCUGUAAAUGGUUUGGGUGAUAAAAAUUCAAUAACAAAUACAGUUUCUAGUCAGGAAUGUGAACUGAACCAUGACCAUAAAAGUGGGACUUCUAGUUCGAUCACCAGUGUGGUAUUAGAUUCAGAGAGAAGUGUUGCUCUGAAUUCUCUGUCAUCAAGUACAAGUGGGGCUUCAACAAGCACCGUAACAACUGUAAGUAUGCAACCAGAUUUAGAGAGAAGAGUUGCUCUGAAUUCCCAGUCAGCAAGUACAAGUGGGGCUUCAAUAAGCACCAUAACAACUCUAAGUAUGAAACCAGAUUCAAAGAUUUUGGAGGUGUCAAAAGAGGCAUUUGGUCAUACAGGUGGUCUGUUGAAUGCUUUAAGAACCAAUCUCAGAAAAAGUCGUGCCAUUGGAGCCAUAAGACCAGCAUCAAGGGUUCAAAUAAGUGAUGAUAGAGAAUCUAACAGGCGUCAAUCUUCCGCUGGCAAGUCCAGUAUGGGCUCUUCUAGUACUGGAUAUGAUACAAAAGGUGAGGGAUUUGCUGCAGUGCCAAAAACUGAUCGUUGCAAGCAACUGAAAGUAGAGAUGAACGUGAAUAAAGGAUCAAAAGGUCAAGGAUUCUCAAAUCCAAAGUUUGAAAUUAAGAAAAAAGCUGCUGAUUUGAAACUUAAUAAAGAUAGAAAUCUGAAUUUUACAGACCUUCGGAAAUCGACAAAACCUGUCCAUGGUAGGGUAAUAGCUAAAAAGAUGACUGAGACGUCUGUUUUCACAAGGAACACUUUCAGCUCCAAGAUAAAGGGUAAAGAUACUGCAGAAGCAUCUAGAAGCCAGGCAGCUUUAAAGUCAAAGGUUCUACUUCAAACAACUCAUACAAAUUCUUUGAAUCUGUCGAGAACUGGAGCCCAAGGUGUCAAGGGUAAAGUAGGGAGCAACCCGUUUAGUAAAGGUGCGAGCAGUGGAAAGGAGAACACGCGAGGAAGAGUAGUUUUGAGUCAUAGAUCUGGUGGUAAAGACGAGUCAGUUGUAAGAGUAUCAGAUCACGAGGUACCCAAAUUCAAGUCAAAAACCAAAGUCGGAGUGACAUCAAAUGAUCACAAAUUCAACUCAAAGCCCAAAGUUGGAGUUACGUCAAUUGAUCACAAGGUAUCCAAAUUCAAGUCAAAACCCGAAGUUGGAGUAACAUCAAUUGAUCACAAGGUACCCAAAUUUAAGUCAAAACCCGAAGUUGGAGUGACAUCAAUUGGUUCUAAGGCGAGGAUCGGUAGAAUGAAUGACAUCAUCAUGUCACUGGAUACUCGGGUCCAUCUUAGAUGAAGAUUGCUGAUGCAAAGUACAAGUUUUGUAUAUAAGAAGUAUAUGAUUUUCGCAGUAACUCUUCAUUACUGAUAGAUAACUAACAAAUGUACUCCCUUUUGCUCACUUUGGGUGAAAUGCCUGUAAUUUUAACCUCUCAAAGAGGUAGUUUUCACCAUGUA
Messenger RNA from Spinacia oleracea (spinach), 2049 nucleotides. RefSeq lists its product as uncharacterized. The transcript has 6 exons. The coding region runs from base 218 to 1888 and encodes 556 amino acids. NCBI's taxonomy places the organism in Eukaryota, Viridiplantae, Streptophyta, Magnoliopsida, Caryophyllales, Amaranthaceae. The record is from RefSeq and is a predicted model, not a curated record.